AUGCGCCGCUUGAAUCUUCUAAGCCUGCGAUGCCCCAGCAGCAGCAACAGCAGCAGCAGCGAAGAACUCCGCAGCAGCACGGAGGAGUCUGCCUUUGCUGCCAGCUGUGCAGCUGGCGAGGGGGCCCCUACAGGGUAUCAUCAGCAUCAGCAGCAGCAGCUUCAGCAGCAGCAGCAACUGCAGCAGCAGCAGCUGCAGCUGCAGCUGCCGCAGCAGGAACGGGCGGAACUGCGUUUCAUAGACAGCAGCACUCGUGCGUAUAGUGGUGAUGCAGCAGCCGCAGCAGCAGCAAGAGCAGCAGCAGUAGCGACGCAGCAGCAGCUGCACGAUCUGCUGCCGCAGAGGCAGCACACAGAGCAGCAGAAGCAGAAGCAGCAGCAGCAAAAGGCUCGGCAUCGUAGUUUGUAUCCUCCUGAGGGUUUGCAGCAGCUGCUGUCUGCUGCUGCUAGCCCUGAUUCUCUUAUGAUCGGAAACAGCAGCAGCAACAGCAGCAGCAGCAGCAGCAGCAGCAAAAGAUCUUCUCAUCAGCAGUUUAAACUGUCUGCCUACCGCCUCGGUCUUGGAGUAGAGGGUUUGCUGCGAAUAGAUGGGGGGGGCCCCCCUUUGAGGCCCCUUAGAGACCCCAGGAGACGCAGCUCGCAGCAGCAGCAGCAGCAGCAGCAGCAGCAGCAGUUGGUGCCCUUCCAGCGCAGGCAGCAGCAGCAGAAGCAGAAGCAGAAGCAGAAGCGGCAGCAGGAAGAUGUUUAUUAUAGCGAUGAAGACGAGUCUUCAGCUCGUGACUCUGCUGCAGGUGCAGCAGCAGCAGCAGCAGCAGCAACAGCAACAGCAGCAGAACCAGCAGCAACAGCAGCAGCAGCAGCACCAGGCCUUUCUCAUGAAGACUUUAGGUGGGAGGAAGCAGAAUUAGUUGGACGAGGCAGGAGUGCUCUUGUCUUUGCUGCUCUUCAUAUUCCUUCUCGCCUUGUUGUUGCUAUUAAGGAGAUACAUGUGGGGUGCUUUGGGGUGUACACGCACCUCGAUGAAGCAACAAAGACAAACCGCUAUCAGCUCGCUGCGGAGGUUACGGCCAUGUCUCUGUCUGCUCACUGGGUGGGGCCAGCGCAAGCAGCAGCAGCAGCAGCCGCAGCAGCAGCAGCAGCGCCAGCAGCAGCAAGCAGCAAAGGACGGCGACAACUGCAGCAGCCUGCAGCAGCAGCAGCCCGAGAAGCGUAUGGAGCCUUAUCUCUGUCCCCAGCAGCAGCAGCAACAACAGCAGCAACAACAGCAGCAGCAGCAGCAGACUCAGACGGAGCGCCUUCCCCAGCGUCUGCGGCAGCAUCAUCCGAUGCCGAACCCGCAGCAGCAGCAGCAGCAGCAGCAGCAGCAGCAGCAGCACCGCUGCCUACUUUUAUUGUCCCCUUCCUAGGGGCCUAUAGGUGGCUAUCAAGGAGAGGCGGCUGUGUACAUUUAGUAUUUGAGUUUAUGGAGAGGGGGUCUCUAGGCGAUUUGCUGCGAGCAGCAAAGCUUGUUGCUGCUGCUGCUGCUGCUCCUGCUGAUGCUGCUGAUGCUGCUGAUGCUGGGGGUGGCAGCUCGGGGCCUGAGGCUGCUGUUGCUGCAGCAGCAGCAGCAAAGGAGGAAGCAGCAGCAGACUCGCACAAUAAAGACAAGCACAGACGGCAGAAGCAAAUGAAGCAGCAAAUGCAGCAGCAAAUGCAGCAGCAGAAGCAGCAGCAGCAGCAGGCUCCAUUGCUGCAGCAGCAACAAUCCGGUGCUGCUCGCUGGCACCACUGGAGGCGCAGCAGCACCAAGCGAGACAAAACGCCCCCAGCGCAGCAGCAGCAGGAAAUGCAGCAGCAAAAGCAGCAGCAGCAGCAGCAGCAGCAGCAGCAGCAAGGCUCUACAUCUUCUAGGAAGCGAAGGCCCAGAGCUGCAGGCGUCCCUGAGCAAUUCCUCAAACUCAUUGCCUUUCAGCGGGUCGUACACCGCGACAUCAAACCCCAAAAUAUUCUCAUCAGCGGCAGAGGAUAUGUAAAGCUAGCAGAUUUGGGGGUCAGUCGUUGGCUGUCGGGGGAAACCGAAGACCCACUCACUUUCGUCGGCACAGAACUCUACAUGAGCCCUGAGCGUUUGUUUAGCGGUUCAGGGGCGACGUCUCCAUCGGAGGGUCCGGGAUCGUCUCCUGCAGCAGCAGCAACAGCAGCAGCAGCAACAGCAGCAGCAGCAGCAGCAGCAGCAGCAGAAGAGAUGUCGUUUAAAGGUGACAUCUGGAGUCUAGGUGUAGCUCUCUUGGAGCUUGCAACUCUUACACAUCCCUUUAGACAAGGGGUUUCAGGAUGGCUGGAUGCUCUGUAUAAGAAGGCUGACGAGAUAUUUUCGAGGGGUCUGCGAGUAGAAAAGGGUUUAGAGGGGCCUUCUGAGGCAGAAGCAGCAGCAGCAGCAGCAGAAGCAGCAGUAGCAGCAACAGCAGCAGCAAAAGCUGCAGCAACAGCAGCAGCAACAGCAGCAGCAGCAUCGCGCCGAAUCCCUGCUGUCUCUGUCCCCAGAAAGAAUUUUUCUUCGGGUGAUAUUGCUGCUGUAGGCAGCAGCAGCAGCAACAACAACUGCAGCAGCAGCAACAACAACUGCAGCAGCAGCAGCAACGCCAUCACCCAAGCAGCCGUUGCAGCAACGCCUACAGCAGCAGCUUGUGCUUCUGCUGCUGCUGCUGCAGCAGCAGGAGUUCGCAACAACCACUGCUCUCCUACUACAGCGUGCAGCCCCAUGCACCAGCAGCAGCAGCAACAGCAGCAGCAGCAGCUUGAAGAGAGUAUAAUAGCUGGUGGCUGCGAGCUCUCUGAGGCCCCCUAUGUCUUGUUACCUUCAGGGGCCCUGCCUCCCCUAUGCACCCAUUGGGGGCCCCUAGGGGGCCCCCUAGAGGGUUCAUUUGGGGGGCCCCUAGAGGGUUCAUUUGGGGGGCCCCUAAAGGGUUCACUUGGGGGCCCCCUAGAGGGUUCAUUUGGGGGGCCCCCAGAGGGUUCAUUUGGGGGCCCCCUAAAGGGUUCACCUGGGGGCCCCCUAAAGGGUUCACUUGGGGGCCCCCAAAAGGGUUCACUUGGGGGGCCCCCAGAGGGUUCAUUUGGGGGGCCCCCCAGAGGUUUAUAUGGGGGCCCCCAAAAGGGUUCGUUUGGGGGGCCCCCAGAGGGUUCAUUUGUAGUGCCCAGAGAGGAACACCAACAACUGCAGCAGCAGCAGCAGCAACAGCAGCUGCAGCAGCAGCAGCAGCAAGGAGAGAAACGUCUCUCUCUUUGUGUCUACCAGCAAACCCUUGUGGGUUUUGCUGCCCGGGGCCCCUCAGCUGCAGGGGCCCCACAAGUUGCCUCAGUAGAUUGA
Molecule: messenger RNA, 3348 nt
Organism: Eimeria acervulina
Lineage: Eukaryota; Apicomplexa; Conoidasida; Eucoccidiorida; Eimeriidae
Product: protein kinase (incomplete catalytic triad), putative
Exons: 9
Coding region: 1-3348 (1115 amino acids)
Biological process (GO): autophagy; peptidyl-serine phosphorylation
Cellular component (GO): cytoplasm
Molecular function (GO): ATP binding; protein serine/threonine kinase activity
Source: RefSeq, a predicted model, not a curated record